CAGCUCCGGGUCUGCAGCGCCCACAGAUCUCGGCCUCUGAGCUCAGCCAGGGACCAUGGGGAGGAAGAAAAUCCAGAUUUCGCGAAUUCUGGACCAAAGGAACCGGCAGGUGACCUUCACGAAGCGGAAGUUCGGGCUGAUGAAGAAGGCCUACGAACUGAGCGUGCUGUGCGACUGCGAGAUCGCGCUCAUCAUCUUCAACAGCGCGCACCGCCUCUUCCAGUACGCCAGCUCCGACAUGGACCGCGUGCUGCUGCGCUACACCGAGUACAGCGAGCCGCACGAGAGCCGCACCAACGCCGACAUCCUGCAGACAUUGAAGCGGAGGGGCCUGGAGGGCCCAGAGCUGGGGCCUGAUGAAGGGCCUGAGGGGGCAGGGGAGAAGCUGCCCAGGCCGGCCGGGGAUGGAGGGGACCCGGCCUUGCCCCGGCCCCGGCUCUACCCGGCGGCCCCCGCGAUGCCCGGCCCCGACGCGGUGUUCGGGGCGCUGCCCCCUCCGGGCUGCGAUCCCGGCGGGCUCGGGGAGGCGCUGCCGGCCCACGGCCGCCCGUCGCCCUUCCGACCCGCAGCCCCCAGAGCGGGGCCCCCAGGCCUGGGGCACCCUCUUUUCCCAUCCAGCCACCUGGGCGGCAAGACGCCGCCGCCCCUGUUCCUGGCGGCGGAGCGCAGGCCUGGGCCGCUGGGCCCCUCGGUGAGUGCGGGGAGCCCGGGCGGGGGGCGGAGGGGGGGGAGGGCCCUCUACAGCAGCCUGCAGAGCCCCGGCGCCGCCCCCGCGCCCGGACCCCCGCUGGGGGGCUUCCCGUUCCUCCCCGCGGGCCCGCCAGAGUACAGCCUGGGGGACCCCCCGCCGCCCCCCGGCCUGCUGCAGCCCCCCGCCCUGGCCGCCUGGCCGUCCUCGAGGCCCGAGGGCCCCGCCGCCGCCGCCCAGGCCAGCGGGGGCCGCGGCCCGGGCGAGGACGGCGCCCCGCCGCGCGGCUCCGCCGCCAGCCCCGCGGUCAGCGUCAAGUCCGAGCGGCUGUCGCCGGCGCCCGGGGCCCCCGGGGACUUCCCGCGGCCUUUCCCGUUCCCGCUGCUGCUGCCCGCGCCGCCCGCGCGCCGUCUGCCCGCCGCCUGGCCGCGGUAG
Molecule: messenger RNA, 1123 nt
Organism: Dipodomys spectabilis (banner-tailed kangaroo rat)
Lineage: Eukaryota; Metazoa; Chordata; Mammalia; Rodentia; Heteromyidae
Gene: Mef2b
Product: myocyte enhancer factor 2B
Exons: 9
Coding region: 56-1123 (355 amino acids)
Biological process (GO): positive regulation of transcription by RNA polymerase II; cell differentiation; heart development
Molecular function (GO): DNA-binding transcription factor activity, RNA polymerase II-specific; protein dimerization activity; histone deacetylase binding
Source: RefSeq, a predicted model, not a curated record